Molecule: messenger RNA, 2292 nt
Organism: Cottoperca gobio
Lineage: Eukaryota; Metazoa; Chordata; Actinopteri; Perciformes; Bovichtidae
Gene: b3gnt7l
Product: UDP-GlcNAc:betaGal beta-1,3-N-acetylglucosaminyltransferase 7, like
Exons: 1
Coding region: 274-1509 (411 amino acids)
Biological process (GO): poly-N-acetyllactosamine biosynthetic process; protein O-linked glycosylation
Cellular component (GO): Golgi membrane
Molecular function (GO): hexosyltransferase activity; UDP-glycosyltransferase activity
Source: RefSeq, a predicted model, not a curated record
GACAGAGGACAGAGAAGGAGCCCGAGGACGUGCUGUGUAUCCUUCAUCCUUUCCCCGCACCGAGAGGCGAUGUGUGACUCCACUGAGAGACGUCAUGGGCAGACAGGGCCCCGGGGCCCCUUCAGUGUCAGGUAGCCGAAGGACGCAACUUCUGGUGCCCAAAUGCGCAGGGAAGGCGGUGAUGGAUGGACUCCAGUCGGACGCACAAUUGUGAAACACUAUGAAGGCAAAACGUCCAGCAUCUGAGGGUCUCUGGGCGCCGCAGUGAGAGCCAUGGAUCACCUUUUCCGGAGAAAGCGGGUGGGUCUGCUGAAGCCGCUGCUGAGUCUGUCUCUCGUCUUCGCCUCUUUUCUCAUGAUCCACAAGCUGAAAGUGGCAGAGAAGGACGGAGUGGUGGCUAAACAUGCGAGGGACGCCGGUUGGUGCAGCUCCGAGUGUUUCUCACUCAAGAAGGGAGUCGUGAAAAAUAAUUUGGAGAGCUCGGACUCUCCGGUGCUUAGCAACGAAGUGGAUGCGCAGCGGGUCUCCAACGGGACUCCGGCUUCCUGGGACGCGCAGGUUCUCAACUGCACUGAGGACUCGUCGGUGAGGACGCAGGACUGGUUCCGACGGUUAGACCCCAGGUUUCACCAGUUUGUCCUGCACAGACACUGCAGGUACUUUCCCAUGCUCAUCAACCACCCGGAGAAAUGCGCGCGUGGAGAGGCGCACCUGCUCAUGGUGGUCAAGUCCGUCGUCGAGCAGCACGAUCGCCGGGAGGCGGUGCGCAAAACGUGGGGCAAGGAGCACACUGUGGAUGGGAAGAAAAUAAAAACUUUAUUUCUCCUGGGGAGCCCGACGACUGGCAAAGACACCAAGAACCUCCAGAAACUGAUCGAGUACGAGGACAGGAUCUACGGGGACAUCCUGCAGUGGGACUUCAUGGACACCUUCUUCAACCUGACCCUGAAGGAGGUCAACUUCCUCAAAUGGUUCGACAUCUACUGCGCCGACGUCCAGUUUAUAUUCAAAGGAGAUGAUGAUGUGUUCGUGAACCCGCAAAACCUGCUGCAGCUCAUCGGCUUCAAAGUGGAGGAGCGCAAAGAGGCCGACUUGUUCGUAGGGGACACCAUUUCUAAGGCGAUCCCCAUCCGAAACCGGCAGAGCAAAUACUACAUUCCCAAAGAGCUGUAUGAUAAGCCAUAUCCACCUUACGCUGGAGGAGGGGGGUUCCUCAUGUCCUCCCAGCUGGCCAGGAGGCUCUUCGUGGUCUCGGAGGACCUUGAGUUGUACCCCAUUGACGAUGUGUUUUUGGGGAUGUGCCUGCAGAAGCUUCACUUGGCCCCAGAGAUGCACCCGGGCUUCAGGACCUUUGGCAUCACUCGACGCAAGGUGAGCCCCAUGAACAGCGAGCCGUGCUUUUACAAAAACCUCAUCGUGGUGCACAAACUGAGCGCGCAGGAGCUGCUCAGGAUGUGGAGCGUGGUGCACAACGAGGAGCUGAUUUGCGCGCAAAGGGUGUCCAUAUAACUGUCAAUGUAUGUAUAUAAAGUAAAUGGACUUACCAAAGCUAACUGAAUACAUGCAAGACUUGUUUUUAAUUGAUUAUAUGUGAUGAUCUUUACUGAAUCUACUGAGUCAUGUUGAGGGAGGCGGACAAAUACACAUUUCCGCUGAUGGAUUUGAUACUGUACAGCACACCCAGAUUUAGCAUUUUAACGUUUUCUGUAUGUCAUGUUCCAACUCUUCUGAACAGGUUUACUCUUCACUAUUGCUACUUUGAUUUUCCAUUUUGUAAAACCACUACAACUCCACAGUGCGCACGCAUCGCAGGAAGGUUUCUAAUUCAUGGUGCCAUUUCCAGUUGUACUUUGAUCAUUCUGUCAUCUUAAUCUGAGAUCUAAUGUUGAGGCAUAGAGACAUGGUUGUAAUGGUUUUAGUGCGUGUUUGUGCAGGCAUAAAUAAGACUGGACUAGUUACAUCCAGGUGUUCCUCUUUCUGAAACAGCUGAUUGUACAAUCAAAUUCUGAUUUCAGUGUGAAUAUAUGGACUCACAGCACACAUCAUGGAACGAACUGCAUUUAUAGUUGAGUGAUCAUUUUUUAGGGUGGUGAAAUUGUAAAAAAAAAAAAAAUUAAAUGAUUAUUUUAUGUUAAUAUAUUGUUUUAUUCCACCUUUUCUAUUUGUUUAACUGUCAAUUCAUGUGUGAAUGAUUUGCAGAGGCAGCACAUAAACCAAAGAAACUUUAAGGGCUGUAAUACUGCAGAUUUCUGUAUGAUAAUGUAAAUAAAACUGGAGCUCUCUGUCAACGAA